Molecule: messenger RNA, 3566 nt
Organism: Ceraceosorus bombacis
Lineage: Eukaryota; Fungi; Basidiomycota; Exobasidiomycetes; Ceraceosorales; Ceraceosoraceae
Source: the annotation of a GenBank genome assembly
AUGCAUCGCCCAAUUGCCGACAGUAAGCAAGGAGUCAAGCUCGACGAGCUUUCUUUCAUCGCUUCGCCUUCCGAUACCAACAGCAAGAGCAAGAGCAACAGCAACAGCAACAGCAACAGCAGUCACAGUAGCAGCAUCAGCAUCAGCGCCAUCAGUAGCCAGCAGUGCACGCCCAACAUCUUGACGCCACGCCCACGUCGUCUUGAUCCCUCAGUCUCGCCUGGACCUGCGCCAAGCAGCCCAGCAGCAGCAGCAGCAGCUGCAGAAAGCGUUGGACACUCAGACGGGAGCGCGCGUCAGGGUCAAAUAUCCAGACCUGAAGCUGAUUCAGAUUCAGCCCACAGCGCUCAUCAAACACAGUCAGAGUCAAAUUUGAUUCAUCAAAGUGGGCCUGAACAGCACGGGCAACAAAACAACACAUCAACAUUAUUACCUGCUGCAGUCAGAGCAUCGGCAUCUGCUUCUGCUUCUGCUUCUGCUUCUGCUUCUUCCGCCGCAUCAAAGGCAAAGCAGCUGCUGGCUUCAUCAGGCUCAGCAUUACCGCGCCAAGGCGCAAAACAUCUGUCACAGCCCCAGCCCCAGCAGCAGCAGCAGCAGCAACUUUCGGCUGAGGAAGCCCAUCAUAGUGCACGCUCAGCACCGCUGGCACCCGCUGAAUUGGAGCUCCACAGCUUGGACGCCGCCUCUGCUUCCACUCGCUCCUACAUCCCUCCUCCCUCGCCCACCCUUUCGCUCUCAUCUUUCAAGAAUAUAUGGGGCAAGCUUCCAGCAAAGGGCACGACAAGUAGCGCCAGCAGCAUAAGGAGUGCAGCCAGUAGCGUCGCCUCCAAGCCUCCUUCCACCGUACAGUCGUCGAAUCCCAAGCAGCCCAUCACUAGCGAAGCCUGUCCCACCCUCGCUUCUUCGGCAGCCAUAUCCGCUCUGAUCGGUGAAGGUGCAGCAUUUGACAAGCAGACCAACAAGACACCCAAAGAUAAAGCUGGCAAUCUGGACCUGUUGAGGAAGCGUAGAUCUGCACUGAGUGGGAGCUCCAAAGGCAAGGAGAAGGCGCAUAGAGACGGCGAGACGGCUUCCAGCGGCACGCCCACCAUCUCCAGCGCACCAACUUCCUACGACUUGCAGGAAAGUGGCGGUGCUCCAGCUACGUUGUUGGGCAAAGCCCCUCCUUCCCCCGACUCGCGUCACUCUGCAGAACCGCUUCAGAAGCCUUUGCAAUCCUCAGCAGCGUCGAGCAAGUCGGCGCACACGAGCGACAAGAUUUCACGAGUGCAGCAAGCUCCGGCGGUCAACCCUGCCGAAUGGCGGGAGCCGAACAGGGAUCGCAAAUCGUCUAGCGGCUUCUUUUCCACGCUGAAAUCUUCGCGGAGUCGAAGCAGAGCUCGCACGAUGCCAGGCAAGACGGUUGCCAAGUCGGCAGCGGCGACAGUGUCGGGCGCAGCGGGUGGCGAAGAUCCUUUGAGCAGGGCCUUGAGACCACCUGCGGACGAAAGCAAUGCUGCGAGGUUGGAAAGACAAAGAAAGGAAGCUUCUGCCAAGAAGAGGAGCGAGGAGAUCGACAAGGCGCUCAAGGAAGAGGCUAUUCGCAAUAAGCGCGACAGGGCUGGAGAGCAGAAGAUGCUGCUGCUCGGUGAGUGGUUAGCUUCCAAAGGCGAAGGUUUGGGUGCAUUCGCGGGGCAUCAGUGACCGGACUGCUAACGCGAUCUCUUGCGUGACGCGCGCUCCACAGGUCAAGCCGGAGCAGGCAAGACAACAGUGCUAAAGCAGGUGAGUUGCAAGUGGUGCAGAUGCGCAGCCGGGAGCAAGCACGCUGAUGUUGGAAAGGCUUUGCCAGAUGCGGCUCUUGUACGAUCAAAGCGCUCACCAGCGCGAAAGGCGCAGCUGGAGGGUGGUGGUAUACCUGAAUCUCAUAUUGGCAGUGAGAGCAGUGUUGGAGGUCUUCGAGGAAUCGCACGAAGCUCGAGCGCUCAAUCCGCCUUCUGUCAGUAGGGGGCCUGGUGGCAAUGCUAGCGCGCAGUCCAGCACGGAAUCCUUGAACAGCUCCGCCAUCAAUCCGCUUGCCCACCGCAACAACCAUGGCGACACGAGCUUGGCCAGGCUGCGCUUGGCGCCCUUGCUGAGUCUGGAAGCUGAAUUACGCGCCCGACUGGGUGCGGUGGACGAGUAUGCUGACCUCUCGGACCCAAAGGUGGCUGGCGCAGCGUUAUUGGCAGCUCGCUCACAAGCUCGCGCAGAAGCAGCUAGACCACAGGGCAAACGUCGAGCUGGACCGACCCUGCUGUUGCGAGCAGGCUGGCAAGAUCGACUCCUUGGUCGCGCCAAGUUCAGCGACGACAAUGCUGACAGCAUCGGCAGCGCAAACACCAACGGUACCAAAUCUCGCUUGAGGUUCAAAAAACUAAACAUAGCUGGCCGACAAAGGAGCGCGAGCGUCAAUGAGCCACCGGCGGAUGCGGCGGAGGAGGAGAGCGUCCCUCCGCCCUUGCCAGACUUGGACAGCGGGGAUGUGCAGGUCGGAUUGCAUGAAGAUGAGAUUGGAAGACUUUUGCUAGCCAGCAUGGAAGACGUCAUGUCCAUCUGGCAAGAUCCUCGCAUUCGAAAGCUGCGAAGGAGGCAAAAGAUCGACGAGCGAGCGGAUGGCGCAAGCUAGUGAGUGCUGCUUCGCGAAGCGCCGCCGAUUGGCGCUGCUGCUGUGUAGAUGCUGACCUGAGAAUCGCUUGCGCAAUCAAAUAGUUUCUUGGAGCAAAUGCCACGCAUUGCAGCUGCUGACUUUUUUCCAACCGACGACGAUAUCAUGCGCGCUCGAGUGCGAACAGUAGGCAUCACGGAAGAUCGCUUCACGGUGGAUAGGCACACCACGUAUCGAAUUUGCGACGUGGGCGGGUCUCGAAGUCAAAGAGUGUUUUGGGCAAGCUUUUUCGAAGACGCGAGAGCCAUCAUCUUUUUGGCUCCUGUCUCGGCCUUCGAUCAAAAGCUCAUUGAGGAGCCGCGCAUGAAUCGCAUCGACGACAGCCUGGAACUCUUCGCCUCGAUCGUCUCCAAUCCCUUGCUACUCAAAGUGUCCUUGAUCCUCUUUCUGAACAAAAUCGACGUGCUCGAACGUAAGCUGGCUGCUGGAAUUCAGGUGUCGCGGUGCGUAUCAAGACUCGUGCCCAGUGCACAACUCGUGCGCACACUCACUCCUUACCGUUUUCCUCUUAGCUACUUUCCCGAAUACGACGGGCCGGACGAUUUUGAGCAAGUCUGGCGCUUCUUCCGAACCAAGUUCAGGGAAGUCCUCGCCUCGCACCGCUCCCUGGCGCGCGACCGACCUUGCUACGUGAGUCAGCUGGUGCUAGCUAGUACUGAUCGGUGCAAUGUUUCUGACGUCCGUCGCCUUUGAUGAGAUGUACACGUACAGAUUCACACAACCUGUGCGACUUCGACGAAGCAGAUCAAGGCCAUCUUGGUCUCGGUGCAGGACACCAUUCUGCGCGAGUGAGUUCUUAGCUUGCGGAUCGCCUUGGUUCAUGUCAGCUCUGACACGGUUCACUCUGUGCAGAAAUCUCAAGGCCACCGGCAUGGCAUAG